ACCGAAUUCCCCCCAAGUUCACACGGUGGUCCACGCAUUUCUUCUUAUUCACGACACUGGUCAAAAAUGGACGAAUAUUUUUUCAAUUGAAUUUCAAUUUCAGCUAACUGAUACGUCGGAAUCUCAUGGCUACGUCGUCGUUUCUCACCGGCGAGAGAGCUGUAGUAGCACUCUUCAUUGGUUGGAUUGUCUUUUCUACCCCUCAUUCCCUUCUCUUCGAAUCCCUCUCCCUUUCUCUCCUUUCUCUCCUUGCCCUCUCCGUUGAGAUCUCCGUUGAUGCCUCUUCUUCAAUUCCCCUCUCUCACUUCUUCAAUACCAGGCCUGGUGCUUCAUCAGGGAUAUUUUUGGGGGCAGUAACGCUGCCUGGGCUUAUGGUGUCGAAGUUAGUUCAAAUGUCAAGAGCAGUAUCUUUAAAUCAUGUUGGAAGUGAAGAGCUUGAAAAUCUGCAACUACUGUAUUGGGUGACAUCUGCAAGUUGCUACACUGUGCUGGCUUAUCUCUGCUUCAUUUUUUACCAUCAAUCAGACUGCAAGAAUUGUGUCACUUCGCGCUGUAGCUUAACUUGUAUAGCAUUGUAUUUUGGAGUCUGCUGUGUGUCUUUUGCUGUGAAAUCUCAUGGUGGGUGGUAUACAGCAGCUAUCUUAUUGUGGCUAUUCUCUCAUGGAUUUGCAGCAGUAAAAUUGAUUCAGAAUAUUCUCCACACUUUUCCAGCAUGCGCUUCAAUUGGAGAAGCGCUACUGGUUACUGUUGGCCUUGUUAUCUAUUUUGGUGACAUGCUAGCUUGUACUGCUGCUAAGUCCCAUGGGUACUUUACUGCAUCUAAGGUAGUGAAUGUAUCAUAUGGAAUCCAAAGAAGUGAAGUUAGUGUCAUUAUUCAGGGAUUGAUUAUUGGCCUUCUUCUUUUCCCUAUGCUGUUCAAAUACGUGCUUCAAAUUCUAGAGCGGGUCAGCUUGGCAUCUUCUAGAGAUAGUGCAGAUAAUCAUAUAAGGCGAUCUUUUGUGUUCUACAUUUCCCUCGCAUGUGUUUUCAUUAUAGCUAUACCAUCAUGGAUGCAGCUUGUUCAAGAUUUUCAUGUGCACCCUUUUCUAUGGGUAUUGGAUUUUGUUCUAUCAGAACCACUUAAAAGGUUGUCGCUGUGUAUCUAUUGGUUGGUUGUUAUUUAUGUAUCAGUUAUCCGAUUUUACAACAUAUCUAAGAGCAGUAAGAUUGAGAGGAUUCUUCUUCGAAAAUACUACCAUUUAAUGGCUGUUUCAAUGUUUGUUCCUGCUCUCAUAUUUCAGCCGAAGUUUCUUGAUCUGGCUUUUGGUGCAGCUUUGGCUGUUUUCUUGAUGUUGGAAAUUAUACGAAUAUGGAGAAUCUGGCCCUUGGGACAGCUUGUGCACCAAUUUAUGAAUGCAUUUACAGAUCAUCGUGACACGGAUCUUCUUGUUGUCAGCCAUUUUUCACUCUUAUUAGGAUGUGCGCUUCCUAUCUGGUUGUCCUCUGGUUUCAAUGACCGACCAUUAGCCCCUUUUGCUGGGAUUUUGAGCCUUGGAAUUGGAGAUACAAUGGCAUCAGUGGUUGGAUACAAGUAUGGGGUCCUCCGCUGGAGCAAAACUGGCAAGAAAACAAUUGAAGGCACUGCUGCUGGCAUAACAUCUGUCCUGGCUGCAUGCUCCAUUCUACUUCCACUUCUAGCUACAACUAGAUACAUCUUAGCUCAGAACUGGUUCUCUCUUCUUUUCGCGGUGACAAUAAGUGGUCUGUUGGAAGCCUAUACUGCCCAGCUGGAUAAUGCCUUCAUACCUCUGGUGUUCUAUAGCCUCCUCUGUCUGUGAACACCUAAUUUGCUGACCUGAACUUUAAACUAUUUUCCUGAAAGCCAACAUGGUGAUCUUUGAACAGUAUUCGUUUGAGCACACAUUCUUUUUGUAGAUAUUACCGCUGUAGAGUUACUUGAGAUGUACAAUAGGUUGAUAGGAGAAAAGGCAAAAAGCUACUCUUUUUGUUAUCUAGACUAGAUGUAGAAUUUGUUUCUGGAAAAGUACAAGUAAAACUAGUUUUGAAAUGUUGUACAGUUGUAACUUUUGCCUUUCAUACUUCAUCAUCCUCCCAUGGUAUGGAUGUAAAUAAAUAGUAGUCAAUUAGAGUUUACAGGCACUACGAGAGAAGUAUUUGUCGAAAUUUCCAUGUUAAUUACUGGUGUUUUGAACUUAAACAAGCAGUACUUCAUGAUUGAGAAUUCUUUCCCCGUCAAAUGUAUAAUUAUAUUGAAGUGGAGCAUUAUCUUCA
This is a messenger RNA of Lycium ferocissimum, 2271 nucleotides long. RefSeq names its product dolichol kinase EVAN-like. Gene Ontology annotation, molecular function: dolichol kinase activity. The record is from RefSeq and is a predicted model, not a curated record. Gene Ontology annotation, cellular component: endoplasmic reticulum membrane. Lineage: Eukaryota; Viridiplantae; Streptophyta; Magnoliopsida; Solanales; Solanaceae. The transcript is spliced from 14 exons. The coding region runs from base 126 to 1817 and encodes 563 amino acids. Gene Ontology annotation, biological process: dolichyl monophosphate biosynthetic process.